CUCUCUAGUUUUGAAGCUGGGAUGACCCAUCUUAAAGAUGAGAAUGCUGCGCUACGGGCGCAAAUGAAGCAGGAGAUGAACUUGCUAAAGGAUGAAGUUAAUAAGACAAUUGUACAUGAAAUUACAUUUGGAUUGUGGUUUAAAUUAGAUAUUAUAUUAUGAACUCCAUAGAUAAUUUGUCAUUUUAUUACAGCUCAACAUCGUUACCUCGCAAUUGAGUGAGGAAGGGAGACCACGUCGCGAUACAGCGGAUCCCAACCGAGCUCUAACUGUAACAGAGCCUUGGCAGGGGCUCAGUGAACUCCAUCGAGCUCUAACCAAUGCCGAAGAGGACGAGUUGAGAGUUGUCAGAGAGUCAGGUUCACUCGUCUGGUUGAAAAGUGUCUAUGACCUAAAUUCAUGGGUCGACUCUGAAGCCAUAGACUUAUACCUAAGAUACCUAUCAGCGCGUCAGGAAGAUCGACUACAGGGUAGACAAGACUGCGCAUUCGUCUCGUCUCUAUUUACGCAAUGCAUGGAAUAUCAACUUGACCUGUUGCGAACUUAUGGCGCUGGGAACCAUAAGGAUCGUGGGACCUUGAAGUCAAGGUUGAGCGAAGUGCUUAUACAAAUAGUCGACUGUAAACCGAAACCUCUAUGGAAGUAUGAUGUGGUGUACAUCCCUCUUAACGCAAGGGGGCAUCACUGGCUGAUGGCUGCUGUUUAUCCGAGGAAAAAAGAGGUCACUUUGUACGACAGCUUGAGUAUCGAAUUGGAAGAGAAAAACAAGCUGGUCGUUGCGCAGGUAACGGACGGACUGAGGUGGUUAUUCCAUGUUCUUGAUGGCGGAUUAGUUAGGUGGGAGAAGCCAUGGAAUGUGAAGCCAUCCGCUGACAGGCCUGCGCAACACAACUCGGACGAUUGUGGCGUAUUCAUGCUGAAAUAUAUAGACUUCUUGUGCAGCAUGAGUGCAAUUGACUUUACGCUUGAGGAAAUUCCAAAAUUUAGAAAGACAAUUGCAUAUGACUGUCUGCAGUAGACAAGAGCAGAAGAUGCUGCUGUCGGAAAAAAACGAGAAGAAGAGGCGUCGGGUAGACCAGCGAAGAAAGCCAAAUACUGAUUUGAUGUUGAAUGAUGAAUGGAUUAGUGUAUUUGAUGUUUCUUCUGCUUAUUAUCAUCUAUAAUGGGUUGGUGAAUGAGAUAGGUCGUUAUUGUCCAUGAACAAUUCGAAGUUGUAUUGCACUUAGGCUCGUGGCUGUUAGCCACGUUGGUUGACAUGCACAAUGGAUCGUUGUUGUAUAUGGGUGGUUGAACGUGGAUGCCAAAUAAGAUCCAUAUAUCGUGACAACCACAACCCCUGUAGCAUUAGAACCACGAAACAUAUCAUCUUA
Molecule: messenger RNA, 1370 nt
Organism: Magnolia sinica
Lineage: Eukaryota; Viridiplantae; Streptophyta; Magnoliopsida; Magnoliales; Magnoliaceae
Product: putative ubiquitin-like-specific protease 1B
Exons: 5
Coding region: 515-1018 (167 amino acids)
Biological process (GO): protein desumoylation
Cellular component (GO): nucleus
Molecular function (GO): deSUMOylase activity
Source: RefSeq, a predicted model, not a curated record